Leptidea sinapis is the source of this 4038-nucleotide messenger RNA. RefSeq lists its product as uncharacterized. Lineage: Eukaryota; Metazoa; Arthropoda; Insecta; Lepidoptera; Pieridae. The coding region runs from base 130 to 2700 and encodes 856 amino acids. The transcript has 6 exons. Gene Ontology annotation, molecular function: protein binding. The record is from RefSeq and is a predicted model, not a curated record.
AUCGCCAUUCGCCCAUCACAUCAUUCGCGCUCGAACCUCCACCGCGUACGCACGUAAUGGCGAACCCGCCCUCCGCAUAGACGCGAGUGCAGUGACAAUCAGUGCCGAUCGGAACUAUUACCAACCAUCAUGAACCGGAACAGCGGCGAGUCGAGCGCGUCUCCUACGAGAUGGUGCUUCCUUCUUCUGUCAUUCAUCAUCGGGCUGUGUGCCGCUGGUCCACUGGGGCCAUUGCCGAACGUAACGAGUGUGGAUUUGGGUCUAAAAGAAAAUAGCUGUGCUCUGGGUGAUGUGGUGUACAUGUCUGGGGACGAGUUUCCAGGAGCGAGUGCAUGCGAGAAGUGCAAGUGUUCUGGUGGCAAUGUGGCGUGUGAGAAGCAGAUCUGUGAGCCCAGGCCUGGCUGCAAGGCAGUCCACCGACCAGACCACUGCUGCCCUACAUACCAAUGCGAGUGCGAGCAAGAAGGUCGAGUAUACGGUAAUGGGGAGAAGCUAAUAGACCCCCAGGAUCCUUGCCGGGUCUGCUACUGUCAGGGCGGGGAAGUAGUCUGCAGACGUAUUGCAUGCUUUGUGCGUGACGAUUGUCAGCCCCGACUUGUUGCAGGCCGUUGCUGUCCGGAAUAUGACAACUGUCCAUUACGAGGAGUAACGACGCUUCAAGGUAUAACUACACCAACAUACACUACUACAACUACUGAAAUUAGCAUGAGUCUUGUACCAGUUGCAGAGCCAGCUAAACCAGAAAUUACAAUCAAAGAAAUUACACCAGUCUCAGAAAUCCCAUUUAAAACUGACGUCAAAGUAAAAGAAAUCAUACCGUCAUCCAUGGAUAUGUCUGAAUAUACGUCAUCCAAGUCCCAAGUUAUUCCACGCGAAGCUGCAGUGGAUGGUAGUUCGACAUUCAAUGAUUUACCAAAGCAUGAAACUCCUCUCACGGAAGUCUCAUUAGACACCAAGUUAUCUACAGAAAGUUUUGAUUUUAAGGAUAGCAAUAACACAUCACCUGCGAAAAUUAAUUUAUCAACUCAAGAUUUAAGUGAUAGUGCAUUGAUUCCUUCUAAAAUACCAACUAUGGCUAUAUUCUUGGGUUCACCGGCUGAACCGGCAAUUUUAAAUCCCCAAACAACUAAGUCUCCAAUAAUUGAAGAGGAAGACCCUUCUUUGUUUGAUCACAAUCCAGCUUUUCCACCCAUACCCGAUGAUCUCUCUGUUAUUGGCAAUCACGAAGAUGAAAUUUUACCAGAACUAAAUGUAGAAAAUGAACAUACAUAUGUACAUGCUACUAGCGUAGCAUCACAUCAUAAGAUAUCAACAGAAUCCCCAAUAAUUAUAGAAUCGACUAGUGCGGGCUUGUUGGUUUCAAGUGAAUUAUUUAAUUCCGAUAAUUCGUCUGAAGGCGCUUUUAAGACCACUACGACAAAUACCGAUUUUUCGGAUUCAACCACUUUGAAAGAAAAUUCAAUGUUAAAUUUAAGGUCAGUUUUACCAACUGAAAUCUUAAAUUUGCCAUCUUUAAUACCAGAUGACGACUCAACUAUUGAAAACGACGGCACGACUGAAGUGCAAGUUACAAAUACUUAUGUGGAUACUAUAAUUACAACCACACACCAAACUGCAAUCCAAUUAAGUGAUAUGAUUACGAAAAAUCCCAUUAAUCUUAAUAUUGGUGAAGUUUCAGCAACGACAGAUAGAAUAUCACUGUCAUCAGAAAAUACUUUCUCUACGAUUGCAAGAAAUCGGAUGGCAACAAAUAUAGAAAUAACAUCAGAAAAGCAUCCGAGUUCAUUAUUAAUAGAAACAAGUGAUCAAAAUCCUCAUGAUGUAGUUGAAAAGAUUUUAGAUGAAACCUUCACAUCGUCUACUUCUGACCCUUAUAAAGCGGAGCAGACUUCUGAAACAGUUACACAAUCCAAAGCUUUGCCUGAACCUAAUAUUUCCCUGGAAAAUGUGGAAACAACUGAGUUUAUUAUCUCGCCUUAUGGAUCACAAGAAAGUGUGACUGAUAAUGUUGAGUUAAUUAAAAUGAUACCUGACACCGAAAAAAAAUCUCCUUUACUAGAUACCCCUAAAAGCAGAAAAGAUGAUUUACUAAUUAAUGAUCUAAUUAAAUUAGUAGGUGAUGUAGCAUCUAUCAGUAACCGCACUGAUGCCACAGAAAGUGAACAUGGAUCUAUUCCUACAACUAUUUCUGAUUCAGAAGAGCUAAUUCCAGUUAAUGCUGGUUAUAAAAGUAAGAAUAACAAUAAUUGGAAUUUAAACUCGAUAACUGAAGUACCAUUUAAGACAAAGACCUCUCAAAAUAAACAAAAAAUUAUUGAGAUAGAAGACGAUGGUGUGGAUGGCAUUACCGAUUUUCCCCCUCCACAUGACAAAAUCGAGCCCACAACCAAAGAGCCGAUUAUUGACAAUGUUUCUGAUCCUCAAAACAAGACAAAAAGUAAAGACAGGAAAGACUUUGAAAUUAUAACUAAAUCUUACGUUCCAACUAUAAAUAGAAAACCCACAAAAGUUGUUAUGGAAAAGAGCGAUGAUAAGAUAUCUUCUGAAGUAACUACCGGAAUCCAAGACAAUCCUUCUUCCACGCCUGGAAUGGAUGAUCCUAUUACAUCACUGUCUGAAUUCACAACACAAGAUGGUUUCUCAUCAACGGAAGUAGUCACGGAAGUAGGGUCACUAGAAAAUUUAGGCAUCAUUGAGUGAUCUGGGGAUUAUCGUGUUGUAAUCUCAUCCAGCAUUUUUAACGCAGUGUCGUUGUUGAAACUAUAAGUAUUGUAGAGACUAUUAGUGUUAGUAUAAUCUCUGUCAAAUUAAUUAAUUAUAUUGUUAAUUGUUGAGCCAAUUUAGAGCGGUCGUGCUAUAUUUAUGUUUACAUAUUAUAAAUAAGCGCUAAAAAGAUGGCUGAAUUUGUAAUUCAUUAAGUUGGAUAAGUAAUUUAUAAAACUGCUUGGAAAACAGACGAGCUAGAUAUAGCUUUUCGUAUCUCGCGUCCAUUAGUUAUGACAGAGAAGCUUUUGGUAUUAGAUUAAGUUAUUUAUUCUAGAAACAGCAGUAGAAUGAUAUAAUGUAAGAUCCGACCAUAGUUUCUGUGGAUAAAAAGACAUAUUACACUAUACAAAUGACAUUACUUUUGACAAAUGAAUAUACGAUACUUCUACAUACUUUCAUGUUCAUAUAUUGUACAUGAAGUAUUUGGAAAAUAAAUGUUAUGUGUGUCUGUCUGUUUAUUUUUGAAAUUGUAAAGUUCAUUAUGGCAAAGCCCAGUUCCACAGAUAUUUUGGUCACGCUGUGAGCAACCAAGCUAGUCAUCAAGUGACAGGGACGACCACUCGUUCAAUAUCACCACGUUGCCAUUCCGCAAGCUGAGCGUCUUCGAUCAUUCCAUUAGAAUUAGUUCCUCUAGUGAAUAAUGAACAAACUUAGCCAAUAUUUAGUGACCAAAACGCCCAAAUGAAUGAAAAUUAGGUACAAAAAAUGUAAUUUAGAACGUAAUUCUUAUGAUAUUAUAUAUCUAUAUUAGAGCGUAAUGUGAAAGCACAUUAUAUUUACUUAUUGCACGAUAUUCAUGUUAUAUGUCGCUUUUAAGUAACGCUCAAUGUUAGUUUAAAUUUUAUGAACGUAAUAAUAUUCUGAAUUCAAUUUCCUGAUUAAUUUAUUGAAGUUAAGGAAUAGGAUAGAGACCACCCAUGUCUGUUCAUUUAUACAGUGUAAAGCAUAUAUUUCUUGAAUGUUUACAAGUUUGAAAUUCUCAUCAAAUUAACACUUAAUUCACGUUAUCUUUCAAUUUUAAAUAAAGUAGCUGUAACAUCUUCUUUCUGCGUUCUCCAUUUUUACCGUACGAUAACUCUUUGGUAUUGUAAAACAAUUUUAGUUGGUAUAAGAUAUUAUAUUUGGUUCGCUAAUGGCUAGGCGGUCUCGAAUGCCACUUUUUGCUCCGGAAGACCGCGUCUUUUCCCGAGCAAAAAGCGCACAUGUUUGUAACAGUAUAUAUUUAAUGAUUUUAAUUGUUUUUUUUUUACAAAUAAAACAAAUUAGACUGAA